GUUUAAAAUCCACUUUCUUGUUCUCCGAUGUAGGACUAUAAAAGCAUCUCAGUUUCUAGGGUUUAUCGUCUACUCCUCAUUUCAGAUAUAACCCUAAAACCAGAACAAGCAGAAUCAAUCAGCCGGCAGUAAUAAUGGCGAAACCGAGGAAAACCAGCAGAAAUCCAGAUCUGGUUCGAGGAAUCGGCAAGUAUAGCAGAUCCAAAAUGUACCAUAAGAGAGGUCUUUGGGCUAUCAAGGCCAAAAACGGUGGCGUUUUCCCUACUCACCCACCGAAAGCUGCUGCUGAUGUUCCAGUUGAGAAGCCAGCCAAAUUCUACCCUGCUGAUGAUGUUAAGAAGCCAUUGAUUAACAAGCGUAAACCCAAGCCUACGAAGCUCAGGGCGAGUAUUACACCAGGUACAGUGUUGAUUUUGUUGGCUGGAAGGUUUAUGGGAAAACGCGUUGUUUUCUUGAAGCAACUUUCUUCUGGAUUACUUCUUAUCACUGGCCCCUUCAAGAUCAAUGGUGUCCCUCUUAGACGAGUCAACCAAGCAUAUGUAAUUGCUACAUCUACCAGGGUUGAUGUUUCUGGAGUGGAUGUGUCAAACAUUGAUGACAAGUACUUUGCAAAGCAAGUUGAACAGAAGAAAAAGAAGGGAGAAGGAGAAUUUUUUGAGGCAGAGAAAGAGGAGAAGGAACUUCCAGCAGAGAAGAAAGAGUCGCAGAAAGCUGUCGAUGCUCCUUUGACUAAGAACAUUGAAGCUGUCCCCGAUUUGAAGGCCUAUUUGGCAGCAAGGUUUUCGUUGAAGUCAGGCAUGAAACCUCAUGAACUUGUGUUCUAAAGGAGUUAAUUAGCGGUUUUUCCACCCUGUUGAAGCUGUUUUGGUGUCUAUUUUGUUUCUAGUCAUGAUCUUCAUAUCCAUGAAUACUUGACUCUUAUGUUAGUCUUGAAAUUUUGUUAGAUGGAGCAAAUAUAUUCUUCUGCCAUAAUGCUUAAUUUAAAUGUGGACUUCUAUUGGUUUUGCUUUGUUUA
Molecule: messenger RNA, 1015 nt
Organism: Amaranthus tricolor (Joseph's coat)
Lineage: Eukaryota; Viridiplantae; Streptophyta; Magnoliopsida; Caryophyllales; Amaranthaceae
Product: 60S ribosomal protein L6-like
Exons: 4
Coding region: 135-824 (229 amino acids)
Biological process (GO): ribosomal large subunit assembly; cytoplasmic translation
Cellular component (GO): ribosome; cytosolic large ribosomal subunit
Molecular function (GO): structural constituent of ribosome; RNA binding
Source: RefSeq, a predicted model, not a curated record